UAUUUUUAAUAAAUAAUUCUUUAUAAGAAGGAGCUCCUAACUUUCUUUGUAGCAAAUUUUCAAUUUUUUUUUUCUUUUAUCAAAUAUUUUAUGAAAAACUAUUAGUGUUAAAAAUAAAAACAGAAGCCACCUGAUUUGAAUGUUGCAAAGAGGCCAUAGUUCCAUUACUCCUGCUAUAAAUACGUUAGCUUCUACUCAGACAUUGUUUCUCUACAACUACCGCGACAAGGUUUUGCAUAGCUAUUUUAUCCAUGCUACAAAAGUUUCCAUUCUUCCUCUUCAUUCUUCUUCUUCUUCUUCAUUUGCUUCUCGGAAGGCUUGUAGUUUCUUCUCCUAACGAAGAAGAAUUCACCUUCAAUGGAUUCUCCGGAGCCAACCUCAUCCUCGACGGCUCCGCGAUGAUAUGCUCCAGUGACCUCUUAAUCCUAACAAACAACACAAAGGACCAAAAAGGCCACGCCUUUCAUCCUUCCCCUCUCAACUUUCGCAGCAACCUCUCCGACGAUAGUGUCCCCUCCUUCUCCACCACAUUCGCCUUCGCUAUCGUCUCUGAGUACGCCGAUGUCGGCGGCCACGGGCUGGCCUUUGUAAUCGCCCCCUCGGCAAACUUUUCCAAUGCCGUAGCGGCGCAGUACUUGGGUUUAUUCAGCGCUAGCAACAACGGCAACACCACCAACCAUAUCGUCGCCGUCGAGCUCGACACGAUACUUAACUCCGAGUUCCAAGACAUCGACAACAACCACGUCGGGAUCGACAUCAACGGGCUGCAGUCUGACGCAGCCCACACCGCCGGGUACUACGCGGAUGAUACCGGAGAAUUCAGGAGCUCGACCCUCAUCAGUGGCAAAGCCAUGCAAGUGUGGGUCGACUACGAUGGUGUAGAGUCGAAGUUGAACGUCACGCUCUCUCCUGUGAAUGCAACUGGAAAGCCGACGACGAAGCCUACAAAACCGUUGAUAUCGUUCCCGGUCAACCUCUCCACCGUGCUGCUUGAUUGGCCCGUGCACGUGGGCUUCUCAGCAUCGACGGGCUCCGUGCUGACGUCACACUACGUCAUCGGAUGGAGCUUCGCCAUGCAAGUAGGUCAGGCCCCGCCCCUCGACUACUCGAAGCUGCCCGCGAUCCCCCGCACGAAUCUGAAAGGCCACAGGUCGAGGGCUCCGGGUCUCUGGUUGGCUGUGGCUUGUUUAGUUUUUGUGCUGCUGGUGACCGUUGCUGCGUUCGCGGUGGUGAGGUGGAGGAGCAAGUACGCCGAGCUACGCGAGGAUUGGGAGGUGGAGUUCGGACCCCACCGGUUCUCAUACAGAGACCUCUUCCAAGCCACCAACGGGUUCGGCGAGAGGGAGCUGCUGGGAGUAGGCGGCUUCGGGAGGGUCUACAGAGGAACGUUGCCGAAUUCUGGAACGGAGGUGGCCGUGAAGAGGGUCUCCCACGAGUCACAGCAGGGUAUGCGGGAGUUCGUGGCGGAGAUUGUCAGCAUCGGCCGCCUCCGCCACCGCAACAUUGUGCAGCUGCUCGGCUAUUGCCGCCGCAAGGGGGAGCUUCUCUUGGUCUACGACUUCGUCCCCAACGGUAGCCUCGACAAGUACCUGCACUAUGGACGGGCUCAUAAGCCUGCUCUCGGGUGGUCGCAAAGGUUCCGGAUCAUGAAAGGGGUUGCGGCGGGGCUCCUCUAUCUUCACGAAGAGUGGGAGCAAGUCGUUGUGCACAGAGACAUCAAGGCAAGCAAUGUGUUGCUGGACGGCGAGACAAACGCCAAGCUGGGAGAUUUCGGUCUCGCAAGGCUGUACGAUCACGGGAUCGAUCCGCAGACGACCCAUGUGGUGGGGACGAUAGGUUAUCUCGCACCGGAGCUCGCCAGGACGGGCAGGGCAACCACCGCCACCGACGUGUUCGCUUUUGGAGUUUUCCUCUUAGAGGUUGCUUGCGGGCGGAGGCCGUUGGAGCAACCGACCGCGGGCUCGCAAGGGGAGCAAUUCCUCUUGGUGGAUUGGGUGGUCAAGAACUGGCGGAAGGGUUCAAUUCUCCAUACGGUGGAUGCCGGAUUAGGAGGAGAGUAUGCGAGAGAGGAGGCGGAGAUGGUGCUAAAGCUAGGGCUGCUGUGCUCCCACCCGCACCCUGCGGCGCGGCCGAGCAUGCGGUUGGUGGUGCAAUACUUGGAGGGUUGUGCACCGCUGCCGGAGCUGUUCCUGGCUUACCUCUACACCAAUGUUUCAUUACCUCACGACGACUGCUUUGAUGAUUAUGUUAUCUCAUAUCCAUCUUCCAUGACAAAGUAUGCCGAACUCGGCGGUCACGGGCUCGCCUUUGUAAUCACCCCCUCGACGAACUUCUCCGAAGCCCUGCCGGCCGAGUACUUGGGCUUAUUCAACAUGAGCAGCAACGGCGAGGCAACCAACCAUGUCGUUGCCAUCGAGCUCGACACGAUACGCAGCCCUGAUUUCCAAGACAUCGACAACAACCACGUUGGGAUCGACAUCAACGGGCUGCGGUCCUACACGGCCCACACCGCCGGAUACUAUGCGGACGAUACUGGAGAAUUCAGGAACUUGACCCUCAUCAGUGGCAAAGCCAUGCAAGUAUGGGUCGACUACGACGGCGUAUAUUCGAAGCUGAACGUUACGCUCUCCCCUAUAAACGCAACUGGAAAGCCGACGACGAAGCCUACAAAACCGUUGAUAUCGUUCCCGGUCAACCUCUCCUCUGUGCUGCUUGAUCGGCCCCUGCACGUGGGCUUCUCUGCAUCGACGGGCUCCUUGCUGACGUCACACUACGUCAUCGGAUGGAGCUUCGCCAUGAGCGUAGGUCAGGCACCGCCCCUUGACUACUCGAAGCUGCCGGCGAUCCCUCGCGUGAAUCUCAAACGCCACGGGUCGAGGGCUGUGGGCUUGUGGCUGGCUGUGGCUUCUUUAUUAUUCGUGCUGCUGGCGACCGGUGCUGCGUUCGCCGCGGCACGGUGGCGGAGCAAGUACGCGGAGCUCUGCGAGGAUUGGGAGGUGGAGUUCGGGCCUCACCGGUUCUCGUACAGAGACCUCUUCCGAGCCACCAACGGGUUCAGCGAGAGGGAGCUGCUGGGAGUAGGCGGGUUCGGGAGGGUCUACAGAGGAACGUUGCCGAAUUCUGGAGCGGAGGUGGCCGUGAAGAGGGUCUCCCACGAGUCGCGGCAGGGCAUGCGGGAGUUCGUGGCAGAGAUCGCCAGCAUCGGCCGUCUCCGCCACCGCAACAUCGUGCAGCUGCUCGGCUACUGCCGCCGCAAGGGGGAGCUUCUCCUGAUCUACGACUUCGUCCCCAACGGCAGCCUCGACAAGUACCUGCACGAUUGCAGGGCUGAAAAGCCGGCUCUUGCUUGGUCGCAGAGGUUCCGAAUCUUGAAGGGGGUUGCUACGGGGCUCCUCUAUCUUCACGACGAGUGGGAGCAAGUCGUUGUGCACAGAGACAUCAAGGCGAGCAAUGUGCUGCUGGACGGCGAGAUGAACGCCAAGCUGGGGGAUUUCGGUCUCGCAAGGCUGUACGAUCGCGGCACCGAUCUGCAGACGACCCACGUGGUGGGGACGAUGGGUUAUCUCGCUCCAGAGCUCGCAAGGACGGGGAGGGCAACCACAGCCACCGACGUGUUCGCUUUCGGAGUUUUUCUCUUAGAGGUUGCUUGCGGGCGGAGGCCGUUGGAGCAAUCGACCGUCGGCCCGCAGGGGGAGCAACUCCUCUUGGUGGAUUGGGUGGUCGAGAACUGGCGGGAGGGUUCGAUUCUCGAUACGAUGGAUGCCGGAUUGCGAGGAGAGUACGCGAGGGAGGAGGCGGAGAUGGCGCUGAAGCUGGGGCUGAUGUGCUCUCACCCGCACCCUGCGGUGCGGCCGAGCAUGCGGCUGGUGGUGCAGUACUUGGAGGGCCGGGUGCCGCUGCCGGAGCUGUCGGCGGCUUAUCUCUGCUUCAGCAAUCUAUCAUUACCACACAAGGAAGGUUUCGAUUAUUAUGUUGUCUCAUAUCCAUCUUCCGUGCCGAGUGCAUCUACUCUCUCCGGAGGAAGAUGAAUGAAUAUUAGCCAUGUAUGGAUCGGAUAGAGAGAGCUUCAUACGAAGAAAUUAAGAUGUAUUUGGACUGUAUGCAUGAAGAAAAAAGUUUCUGCCAAAUAGAUAUAGUGACCAUUAAUCAAAUUGUAAGGUCUUCUUUGAAUGGAUCAUAAAAAUAUA
Molecule: messenger RNA, 4187 nt
Organism: Ananas comosus (pineapple)
Lineage: Eukaryota; Viridiplantae; Streptophyta; Magnoliopsida; Poales; Bromeliaceae
Product: L-type lectin-domain containing receptor kinase IV.1-like
Exons: 4
Coding region: 252-4028 (1258 amino acids)
Biological process (GO): protein phosphorylation
Cellular component (GO): plasma membrane
Molecular function (GO): carbohydrate binding; ATP binding; protein kinase activity
Source: RefSeq, a predicted model, not a curated record